Messenger RNA from Euleptes europaea (tarantolino), 726 nucleotides. It is a transcript of the gene TNFRSF13B, whose product is annotated as TNF receptor superfamily member 13B. Bases 4 to 726 code for a protein of 240 amino acids. The record is from RefSeq and is a predicted model, not a curated record. Gene Ontology annotation, cellular component: plasma membrane. Lineage: Eukaryota; Metazoa; Chordata; Lepidosauria; Squamata; Sphaerodactylidae. The transcript has 4 exons.
ACCAUGCCCGCCUGCCUGAAGGAAGAAUACUGGGACGGGCUCUUGUAUCGAUGUAUACGCUGCACAGAGGUCUGUCAGACACCAAAGUUCAAGAGUUGUACUGAGGUUUGCAAGUCAAUCGAGUGCAGCAAGCGGACAGGUUUCUACUAUGACAGGCUGAUCCAGAGGUGCGUCGACUGCACCACCAUCUGCGGCCAGCACCCUUGGGAAUGCCGGCACUUCUGCACGAGUCACCCCGCAACCUUGCCCGCACCGGCUGCUCUGGCGUGGAAGCUGGACAACGCAUAUGACCAGCGGCUGGUAGUCUACCUGGUUCUGGGCCUCUGCCUCACCACCCUGCUCUUCUCCUUGCUGAUGACCUGGAUUUACUUCAGAAAGCGGGGGGCGGAGGUGGCCUGUCGCACCGGGACCCUCGCUUGCCACAAAAAGGGGGAGGUCCCAAAAGAAUGCCUCAUGGAAGCAGGAAGCGUGGGAAGCGGAUCCAGUGGCAGCCAGACCCCGGAGCCCGUCGAAACCUGCGGCUUCUGCUUUCCUGAGCCGAGCCCCGCUGUCCAGGAGUCCAGAGCGUGUCACAGAACUUACCAGCUCGGGGCCAGGGAGGAUGCUACCACCAUUGCUGCUGCUGGGAUGUCCUGCCCAGGGAUUGUGGGGACAAUCCCUACCCCUGAGGAUGGCCACUUCCAGAUUAUAUGCUCGCCCUCGCAAGAGAAGAUGCAGAUGACUUGA